GCAAACCCAUAAAUAAAGCGUAAAAGUACAGCAUCCCAAUCCAUUGAAGUAGUCACUCCGUGUCUCUUAGUUAUACACGAUGGCCGUGAAAUUGGCACUGAUGAUUUCAGUGGCCACGAUGUUGUACACGUGUCAAGCUGGCAGCAACCUCUACCCUCUGAUUCUAAUACCUGGGAAUGGUGGGAACCAGCUAGAAGCCAAGCUAACCAGUGACUACAAGCCCUCGAGCCUGUACUGCAACAAGUGGAACCCAGUUCGGAAAGACAAGGAGGGUUGGUUCAGACUAUGGUUCGACCCAAGUGUGCUCUUGGCUCCGUUUACAAAGUGCUUUGCUGAGCGAAUGACGCUUUACUAUCACCCUGAUCUGGAUGAUUUCCGAAACGCACCUGGGGUCCAAACCAGGGUCCCUCACUUUGGUUCCACUCAGUCUCUUCUCUACCUCGACCCUUAUCUCAAGCACAUUACAGCAUACAUGGCACCCCUAGUGGAAUCUCUUGAACAAAUUGGAUAUGUCAAUGGCAAGACCCUCUUUGGAGCUCCAUACGAUUUUAGAUAUGGUUUAGCUGCAGAAGGUCACCCAUCCCAAGUGGGUUCCAAGUUCCUACAAGACCUAAAGGAUUUGAUAGAAAAGGCAAGCACUUCUAAUGGAGGAAAGCCAGUCAUACUUCUCUCCCACAGCUUAGGAGGCCUGUUUGCCCUCCAACUUCUCAACCGAAACCCGUCCUCUUGGCGCCAAAAAUAUAUCAAACACUUCAUUGCACUCUCAGCACCAUGGGGUGGCACAGUGGAGGAAAUGCUAACCUUUGCUUCUGGGAAUUCACUUGAAGUGCCACUAGUGGAACCAUUGCAAGUACGAGAAGAACAAAGGAGCUCUGAGAGCAACCUAUGGCUCAUGCCUAAUCCCAAACUUUUUGGCAGUCAAAAACCACUUGUGAUCACUCCAAAUGCAACUUACUCGGCCUAUGAUCUAGCACAAUUUCUCAGUGACAUUGGAUUUCCACAAGGGGUUUAUCCUUAUAAGUCUCGCAUUUUGCCAUUGACAGAAAAAUUAGUAGCACCUGGGGUGCCUGUUACAUGUAUAACUGGGAGUGGUGUAAGUACACCAGAGACUUUGUUCUAUGGUGAAAAUGGUUUCGAUGAGCAACCAGAGAUUCUUUAUGGGGAUGGAGAUGGGACAGUGAACAUGCUGAGCUUGUUAGCACUUGAAUCACUAUGGUCCAACGAGAAAAACCAAACCCUUAAGGUGAUCAAAAUUCCUGGGGUUUCUCAUACAUUAAUACUGAAAAAUGAUGCUGCACUUGAGGAAAUAAUAGGAGAAAUUUCAGGUAUCAAUUCAAUUGCUGAGUAUUAUGUUGGGUACAGAAUUAAAUAGAGUUGUGAUGCAUAAUGUAAUUGGGCAACACCAGGGCGCUUCAAGAGUUGUUGAUUCAUUCUUUGUUUGAUAUAACUUGUUACCCAAAGGAAGGGAGAAAAACCAAAAGAAAAGAAAAGAAAAGAAAAAGGGUGAUGAAGAUUGUACUGAA
Molecule: messenger RNA, 1523 nt
Organism: Quercus robur (English oak)
Lineage: Eukaryota; Viridiplantae; Streptophyta; Magnoliopsida; Fagales; Fagaceae
Product: lecithin-cholesterol acyltransferase-like 1
Exons: 2
Coding region: 80-1372 (430 amino acids)
Biological process (GO): lipid metabolic process
Source: RefSeq, a predicted model, not a curated record